Babjeviella inositovora NRRL Y-12698 is the source of this 1383-nucleotide messenger RNA. It is a transcript of the gene PRS5, whose product is annotated as ribose phosphate diphosphokinase subunit. Bases 1 to 1383 code for a protein of 460 amino acids. Gene Ontology annotation, cellular component: cytoplasm; ribose phosphate diphosphokinase complex. Gene Ontology annotation, biological process: purine nucleotide biosynthetic process; ribonucleoside monophosphate biosynthetic process; 5-phosphoribose 1-diphosphate biosynthetic process. The record is from RefSeq and is a predicted model, not a curated record. Gene Ontology annotation, molecular function: ribose phosphate diphosphokinase activity; magnesium ion binding. The transcript has 2 exons. Lineage: Eukaryota; Fungi; Ascomycota; Pichiomycetes; Serinales.
AUGAGAGACUUGGUUGUUUUAUCGGGAUCCUCCCACCCAAAACUUACGGAAAGAAUCUGUAGAAAUUUAUCCAUCGAACAGGGCGAAGUGGAUUUGGCCAAAUUCAGCAACGGUGAAACCUCUGCCACAAUCAAAAAGUCGGUUCGCGAGAAGGAUGUCUUUAUUGUGCAGUCCGGCUGCGGCCACGUCAAUGAUAACUUCAUUGAGCUUUUAAUCAUGAUCUCUGCGUGCAAGACCUCUUCCGCCAGAAGAGUCACCGCAGUCUUGCCGUUGUUCCCAUACUCCCGCCAGCCAGACAUACCGUACACCAGGACUGGCGCACCACACCUUCCAUCUAUGGGUCCUAACCAGAUCUCAUUUGACACCGCGCCAACUACCCCGGGCUCCACCUCUAGAGAGUCGUCCAGACCUCCAUCCGACCCAAAGACGGAUGCUGCCGCCCCGAUCCACAGAGCCAUCGGCCAGUUACGAAAGGAAGACAUGCCUUCGGCCCCACCGUCGCCAACCCGCUCCAGAUCGUCCACCCGCAUCCCGGUAAUUCCAAUGUACCAGCCAACCUCCCUUGCCACCAACCUGUCUUCGCUCCUCGGCUCCUUCACGCCCUUGAACGCGGCUGGUAAGCAGGGCUACAAGCAGUGGAUCGCCCAGUCUGGCACCUUGAUCGCGAACUUAUUAACUACCGCCGGUGCCGACCACAUUAUCACCAUGGACUUGCACGACCCGCAGUUCCAGGGUUUCUUCGACAUUCCCGUGGAUAACUUGUACACCAGGCCGUUGAUGGCCCAGUACAUUAAGGAGUACAUCCCAGACUACCUUGAUGCGGUGGUUGUCUCGCCAGAUGCCGGUGGGGCCAAGCGUGCGAUCACUGUUGCGGACAAAUUGGGCUGUUCCUUUGCCUUGAUCCACAAGGAGAGAAGACAGAAGAUGACCGCCUCCUCGGACCCUAACCAUACGUCUGGUCCAUCCAGUGAUGCCUCCGUUGUAUCCUCUCCGCACCCCAACGUGGUGCUCACCGCAAAGCAGACGAUGGUGGCCACUACGAUGAUGGUCGGUGACGUCAAGGGCAAGGUGUGUGUGCUCAUUGACGAUUUAGUGGACACCUCUAGCACGAUUGUCAGAGCCGCCAAAUUGUUGAAGGACCAGGGUGCCAAAUACGUGUACGCGUUGGUCACCCACGGUGUGUUUUCCGGCGACGCCAUCGACAGAAUCAACAGUAGCUGCAUCGAUAAGUUGGUCGUAACCAAUUCUGCUCCACAGGAGGAGAACGUUGAGUUAUUAGGAGGCAAGGUGGAGGUUUUGGAUGUGUCCAGGGUCUUGGGCGAGGCCAUCAGAAGAAUCCACAACGGUGAAUCCGUCUCGAUGUUGUUUGACCAGGGGUGGUAG